Molecule: messenger RNA, 248 nt
Organism: Saccoglossus kowalevskii
Lineage: Eukaryota; Metazoa; Hemichordata; Enteropneusta; Harrimaniidae
Product: DNA-directed RNA polymerases I and III subunit RPAC1-like
Biological process (GO): DNA-templated transcription
Cellular component (GO): RNA polymerase I complex; RNA polymerase III complex
Molecular function (GO): DNA binding; protein dimerization activity
Source: RefSeq, a predicted model, not a curated record
CCAACAUGUCUGCCCGCAUUGAUGACAGACGAACUCGUGUUUGCCUCGAUGAACACAGCGUGAAAGAUGUGCACUCUUCCGAUUUUCCUGGCAGUUACGAUGGAUAUGAUGACUCUUGGAGUCAGGAAUAUUUUGAAAAGCAAUUUAAGAUCGAAGUAUUAAGUUUGUCUGAAACUGAGAUGGAAUUUGAUAUGAUUGGUAUUGAUGCUGCCGUUGCUAAUGCUUUCAGGAGAAUACUGUUAUCUGAA